Molecule: messenger RNA, 1690 nt
Organism: Daucus carota subsp. sativus
Lineage: Eukaryota; Viridiplantae; Streptophyta; Magnoliopsida; Apiales; Apiaceae
Product: tetrahydroberberine oxidase
Exons: 1
Coding region: 3-1586 (527 amino acids)
Molecular function (GO): FAD binding; oxidoreductase activity
Source: RefSeq, a predicted model, not a curated record
AUAUGAUAUCAAUGAAUGGAUGUAUUCCUUCUCUGCUUCCACUCGUUCUUUUAAUACUCUUCCUCUCGCAGCUCUCAAAGGCUACUAGUGUAGAUUUUGUUCAGUGCCUUGAACGUUAUGCAAAUAACUCGACUUCUAUUUCUCAGGUUACUUACACUCCUGACAACUCCUCCUAUACUGCCGUUCUGCAGUUCUCUAUUCGCAAUCUUCGACAUGCAUCGCUGCCUGAUUCUCAAAAGCCUGUAGUCAUUGUUACACCAGUCGAUGAAACACAAAUUCAAAUGGUCGUUAAUUGCUCACGAAGACAUGGAUUGCAAAUUAGAACCCGAAGCGGUGGUCAUGAUUUCGAAGGUCUUUCUUAUAGAACCACAAGUAAUAUUUCGUUUGUUUUACUUGAUAUGAUUAAUAUUCGGUCCGUGAAUGUUGACCUCGCAAAUGCAACUGCAUGGGUUGAAUCUGGUGCAACUAUUGGCGAACUUUACUAUGCCAUCUCACAAACAAGUGCAACACAUGCAUUUCCUGCUGGCGUUUGGUGUAAUGUUGGCGUUGGUGGACUAAUUAGCGGGGGAGGAUAUGGAAUGUUACGACGAAAGUAUGGUCUUGCUGCGGACAAUGUCAUUGAUGCUCGUAUGGUUGAUGUCAAUGGAAGAAUUCUUAACCGAACAUCGAUGGGAGAAGAUCUUUUUUGGGCAAUAAGAGGAGGAGGCGGUUCGAGUUUUGGAGUCAUUAUUUCAUGGAAGAUAAAACUAGUACAAGUUCCUGCCAUAGUAACCGUUUUCACAGUUGACAAAACACUCGAGCAGAAUGCCACUGGAAUUCUUCAUAAGUGGCAAUCUGUUGCUCCCAGUGUUGAUAAAGAACUCGACAUUAGAAUUCAGGGGACUUGUGUACUAAGCAAUACAAGUAAACGAGAAGAUAAAAAGACGAUACGAUUGACAUUCAUGUCCUUGUUCCUUGGUAGAAUUGACACACUGCUUCCAUUAAUGCAAAUAAGCUUCCCCGAGUUGGGAUUGACUAGAGAAAAUUGUUUGGAAAUGAGCUGGAUCCAGUCAGUGCUAUUUUUCACUAGCUUGCCACCAGGAGCUUCUCCUAGUGUCUUGACCAACAGAACCCUUUUACCAAAGUUUGCUACCAAAGCAAAAUCAAGCUAUUUGAAAGGAAUAUGGGAACUGAUGUUAUCGCGUGAUCCGGGAACAACUAUUGUUAUGUUGACACCAUAUGGAGGAAGAAUGAGUGAGAUAUCAGAGUCACAAAUUCCAUUUCCGCAUAGAGCUGGAAACUUGUAUAUGAUUUAUAUCGGAGUAUUUUGGGCCGGAGAUACUCAACAGGCACUGAACUGGAUUAGAAACUUGUAUAAUUAUUUGAAUCCGUAUGUGUUAAACUCCCCAAGGAGCUCAUAUGUGAAUUACAAUGAUCUGGAUUUAGGCAUUAAUAACCUCCAGGGUCCAACAAGUUACCAGCAAGCAAGCAUAUGGGGUAAAAAGUAUUUUAAAGAUAACUUUGACAGGCUGGUUCGUGUGAAGUUUAGUGCUGAUCCUACUAACUUUUUCAGGCACGAACAGAGCAUUCCUCCUAUUCCAUUGUAACUCUUUACUUAUACCAAAUCCAUAGAAUAUGUUCUCUAUUAUAUAAUGAUAAAUUGACAAUAAUAUUGUCAUUAAAAUAAAUUAUGGUGAUUAUAUAUAUUUCU